CUAUCACACAUCAAGCUGAUGGACCAAGGAAUGGUCCUGGAACGUGGUGAUGGCUGAUGAGGAUGAGAGGGUUCGAAUUGGGAUUGUCGGGUGCGCGGAAAUCGCCCGGAAGUUGUGCAGGGCCAUUUCUCUGAGCCCCAGCGCCACCCUCUGGGCAAUAGGCAGCCGCUCCAUCGACAAGGCCAGAUCAUUCGCCCACCAGAAUGGACUCAGCAGCAGUGUCAGGUUGUAUGGCAGCUACAUGGAAGUGGUUGAGGACCCGGAUGUCGACGCCGUGUACCUGCCCCUGCCCACCAGCCUCCACGUGCAGUGGGCGGUCCUGGCCGCUCGACACAAGAAGCACGUCCUCCUUGAGAAGCCAGCCGCCCUCGACCUCCCACAGCUCGACCAGAUACUGGAAGCUUGCUCAUCCAACCGCGUCCAGUUCAUGGACGGCGCCAUGUGGUUGCACCAUCCGAGGACAUCCAGGAUGAGGGAGCUCAUGACUGAUCCUCAGCUCUUUGGCCACCUUAACUCCGUCCAUAGGAACUCGACAUUCUGCGCGACCCCGGAAUUUCUAGACGGAAACAUUAGGGUGAAGCCGGACCUGGACGGUCUCGGUGCGCUGGGCGACUUGGGAUGGUACAGCGUUGGAUCCAUUUUGUGGGCGGCUGGCUAUCGGCUCCCAACUUCAGUGGUGGCUCUGCCCCAAGUAACCUGCAACUCUGCUGGAGUCAUCUUGGCCUGCUCAGCCUCCUUGAUCUGGGACUGGCGCCGGGUUCCAAACCCAGACCUGGACAGCCCGCGGCACCCGCAUCCUCCUUACCAGACGGUUGCCACCUUCCACUGCUCCUUCCUGGCUAACCUGUCUAUGGACCUAGCAAUCAUCGGCUCCAAUGGAUCCAUCCACGUCAUGGACUUGACAAUCCCUAUUGAAGAGCAAUCUGCUUCGUUCGACUUCACUCCCGCCACGAAAUUCGUGGAACUCCACAUUGGCUGGAGCACUAAACCAGAGAGAAUCCAGGUUUCAUCUGAGCUUCCCCAAGAGGCCUUGAUGGUUGAAGAGUUUGCAAGUCUCGUUCGGGGUAUCAAAAGGUCAGGGUGCCAACCAGAUAGCAAGUGGCCCGAGAUCAGCAGGAAAACCCAGUUAGUCCUAGACGCCGUAAAGAAAUCAAUCGACCUUGGUUACGCUCCUGUACACUUGUAAUGGAAGAAGAUGUAAUUCCACUAUAUACGUAUUUCACUUAUACCACAACUGACUUGUACUGCGACUGCAUGUCAGUCUAAAAAAUAACUGCUUUGCCCAAGUA
Molecule: messenger RNA, 1289 nt
Organism: Punica granatum (pomegranate)
Lineage: Eukaryota; Viridiplantae; Streptophyta; Magnoliopsida; Myrtales; Lythraceae
Source: RefSeq, a predicted model, not a curated record